AGUCGCCGCGUAUUGGUGGGGUAGCCUCAAGUGACAUUUCAGCCGUGAUCCUGGCCGCUGUGUGGUGUCCCGUGUAUUUUGGCUUUUCAAAAGGAUUACUUUGGAGGAUUUACACUUCAUUGCAUUGCAGUGUUCAAUCACGAACCACCCAUCGCCACCAACUCAUCCUGCAUAGGGAAUUACGUGAGCAAUUAUCUACCAUUUCUUCGGGCGUUCAGCUGGUAGAGUGCACAUUUUACCGUGCGCUGUUCGUUGGGGGGCAUUUUCACCUGAAGCCGCAAGUGGACAAGAAGAAAAAAACCCCCGGGCAGCCGUGCAGCAAAGCGUAGGGCCGGGCCCGCACCCUUUAACACGUAAAAGGUGGCAUUGGCUACAAACAACCUAAGUGACGGAAUGGACGGCACCCUUCAAGGACACGGCCGCCCUUAGGGAACCGUAUUGGAAGUUUGAUAAUAUUUCCUGUCGAGGAUCUGGCCGGAUCCAGGAUUGUUUAGAACUGUCUGCGUCGCCUUCGGUAAACCAAUUGGAUCCAUAGAUUGCACAGCAUGGCUUCGUUUGACGCGAACGACCGCAGCAGUUGGUACUUUGGAUCUAUGACUCGGAUGCAAGCGACUGAUCUCUUAAUGAAUGAACGUGAAAUUGGAGUGUUUUUGGUGCGUGACAGCAACACUAUACGAGGAGAUUAUGUUUUGUGUGUGAGGGAAGAUACCAAAGUUAGCCAUUAUAUUAUCAACAGAAUCCAGCAGCAUCAGCAUCCCGACGUGUACAGAAUCGGGGAUCAAUCCUUCACAGAUCUACCCGAUCUGCUGACCUUCUACAAAUCACAUUACUUGGACACUGCACCCCUUCGACGGCCAGCCACUCGUCCCUACGAACUAGUCAUCGGAAAAUUUGAUUUCGAUGGAAGCGGAGAUCAGGACGAUUUGCCAUUCCGACGUGGUGAGAUUCUAACCGUGAUAAGCAAGGACGAGGAGCAAUGGUGGACGGCAAAGAACUCCCUAGGAAAGGUUGGUCAAAUCCCAGUGCCGUAUGUUCAGAAGUAUGAAAAGAUCGAAGGCAUGUCGAACACGCUCGAGCGAAAUUCCGCGGACAAUAAUGUAAGUGGUGCUCGACAGAACAGUGGAACUGGAGGCAGUGGCGUUCCCAAUCCUCAUCAGCUGGGCAGUGUUCUUAAAAAGUCUGAUCUGAAUCGAAAACUCCCUGCACUUGCGCGUGUGAAACAGGCUCGGGUGCCCAAUGCUUACGACAAGACAGCUCUAAAGCUAGAAAUUGGUGACACAAUAACAGUGACAAAAACAAACAUAAACGGACAGUGGGAGGGAGAGCUGAACGGCAAAAGGGGGCAUUUUCCAUUCACCCAUGUCGAAUUUAUCGAAAAUAAUGAGAGUGAUAACACAAACUUUAUACAUAACCCGGCCGGCGUGACUACCAGCACAAACGUAUUACCGAAUGUUGGGAGUGGCGGCGCAAAUAUGAUAUUAGGCAAUAGUGAAUGGUGUGAAUGAGGUUGGUAGCUUGAUCGCGCGUACUUGGCCAUCGCCGCCACUGCUCGUUGGGAUUUCCACGUUCGUUUUUUUUUUCUUUCCUCUCUGUAUUUAGCUUCAAUUGUACAUAUUACCCCCUACUGCCUGCGCUCCCAUUAUUUUAUUUUGCAACCAUUAUCUGAUCGCAGUUUGGCCCGUAUAGAAAGAAAACCUGAAAAUAUGUUGCCAGAAGCUCUCCCGCCUUCAAUUCGAGGUCCGGCGCUUAUGACACUGAGGAAGCACAGUCGAAUCUAUUAAGAACAAUCCCGAGGGAGACGAACCAACGCAUUAUAAAGGAAAUCAACUGAAACUCAUAUAGAAUGAAUCUAUAAAAAUCAAAUUAUACAAUAUAUACAUAUAUAUUUUUCUAAGAGUAAAGGAUAUCUGCCAAGUUGCACAAAUGGACUCAUAAGUAUUGUGAAAUCGAUGAAGUGAAUAAAGAAAGUAUAUAUA
Molecule: messenger RNA, 1976 nt
Organism: Hermetia illucens (black soldier fly)
Lineage: Eukaryota; Metazoa; Arthropoda; Insecta; Diptera; Stratiomyidae
Gene: Crk
Product: adapter molecule Crk
Exons: 6
Coding region: 546-1505 (319 amino acids)
Molecular function (GO): protein binding
Source: RefSeq, a predicted model, not a curated record